AUGAGCUCUUUUGGUUCCAGGCGCAAAGCGCGCGUGAUCAAAGUCUCCGACGAUGGCGACGAUGCGCCUGAAAGAGUCGCCUCAGACCAAGACGCCCCCAAGCCAGUGUUCGCAUCUCGUGCCGGACGAAAACCCGUUCGUCAAUCCAGUCUACGGAAAACCGCAAACGACGAUGACGCCGCCCAUAAGAGUGCAGACGAGGACGAGGACGAGGGCCCGGCCGUUGUGAGGCCCAACAUCGCGCGCAGCAGCUCGAGCCAGAAGAAGCGGAUGCCACUCAAGUCAAAGCUGUCCUCCGGUCGCAGAAGUGGCGACGACGACGACGUUGGCGAGGAUGCAAUCACCCGACCGCCCAAGAAGACGCCCCUGGGGAAGCGUGCCAUGGAGAACAGCGCGUCCAAGAAGGGCGUGUCGGCCCUGCCGAUGCGGACCUUCCACAACGACGACGACGAUGAUCGACCCAAAUACAGCAAGGAGUACCUAGAGGAGCUGCAGUCGUCGACGCCCAACACGCCGCGGCCCGUCAGUGCAGCAGCUGCCGACAUGAUGGAGCUGGACGAGUCGGAACUAGACGGUGCGCUGGUGGUCGACGACGCCGGCAUCGGCAGCCUGGCGCCGGCCACGACAGCGACAACGAACGCGACACAAGUCCUCACCGAGGCACAGAUCCGCGAGAAGAAGGAGCGCCGCGUCCGACUAGCACGGGAGCAGGAUUUCCUCUCGGUGGAAGACGACGACGACGACGACGCCGCCGCCGCCGCUCGCAAGCCAGCCGGCGAGUCUCGGCUCAAGGCCUCCGAAGACGAAAUGGGCGAAGGUUUCGACUCGUACAUCGAAGACGGGGGCCUGUCACUUGGCAGACGCGCCGAGAGGGAGCGUCGCAAGCGUGACCGCCAGCAGAUGGCCGAGCUCAUCACGGCCGCGGAGGGCAACCCGGACGAGUCGUCCUCGGAUAGCGACGACGCCGAGCGCCGCAUCGCCUACGAAGCCGCCCAGACGCGCGCCGGGAUGGAGGGCCUCGACCGGAAGCUCCGCAAGGACGGCCACUCCGCCGACAAGCAUCUGCUCAAGGUGCCCGCCAAGAUGGCCCCAAUCCCCAGCCUGCCCGAGUGUAUUGCCAAGCUGCAGCUGUCCCUCAGGACCAUGGAGGCCGAACUGCACGCCAAGGAGGCGCACCUCCAGAAACUGAGGGAUGACAAGGCUGCCAUUGCCGAGCGGGAGGUCAAGGUGCAGAGCUUGCUCGACGACACAGGCAAGAAGUACCAGGAAGCCAUGGCGCAGGGCAAAGUCCAUGACGGCACCACCACCACCACCACCACCGCCGCCGCUUCUGUGUCUAGUGCCGAGAUGCUGGGGGAGAGGGGCCUCGAGAGUAUCGGGGCGACGCCCCAGCGGGAGGGGUCGGCUGGUGACCAGGGGGAGUGA
Molecule: messenger RNA, 1425 nt
Organism: Geosmithia morbida
Lineage: Eukaryota; Fungi; Ascomycota; Sordariomycetes; Hypocreales; Bionectriaceae
Exons: 2
Coding region: 1-1425 (474 amino acids)
Biological process (GO): spliceosomal complex disassembly
Cellular component (GO): U2-type post-mRNA release spliceosomal complex
Source: RefSeq, a predicted model, not a curated record